Molecule: messenger RNA, 8187 nt
Organism: Colius striatus (speckled mousebird)
Lineage: Eukaryota; Metazoa; Chordata; Aves; Coliiformes; Coliidae
Gene: RALGAPA2
Product: Ral GTPase activating protein catalytic subunit alpha 2
Exons: 39
Coding region: 301-6072 (1923 amino acids)
Biological process (GO): regulation of small GTPase mediated signal transduction; positive regulation of GTPase activity
Cellular component (GO): cytoplasm; nucleus
Molecular function (GO): GTPase activator activity
Source: RefSeq, a predicted model, not a curated record
GAGGCGUUCAGCCGGCGGCGGGGCCGGCCGGUUCCGUGCUGGCACGCCCACCCGGUGCGGCGGCGGCGAGCUCGGUCGCCCGACGGGGACGCUCCCAUCCUCUCCCUCCCCGUAGUUCGGGUCGCCGCGGCCGUAACGGGCAGGGCUCGGGGCGCGACCGCACGCACCUGCUCGCGACCGCCAGGCCCUCAGCCCCUCUCCCGGACAACAGCAGCGCGCGGCCCGCACUCGCCGCGGCCCCGAAGGGAGCCCCUUCCCUUCACCCGCUGGGUGCUCCGCACCCCCCCGCCCCGAGCCGGGAUGUUCUCCAGGAAGGGCCACGCCGAUGUCAGGAAAUCCACACAGAAGGCGCUAGACCCGAAGCGCGACGUACUCACCCGCCUCAAGCACCUCCGCGCACUACUGGACAUUGUGGAUGGAAGUGACCUGAAGCAAUUUUUUGAGAACAAUUAUUCUCAAAUUUAUUUUAUAUUCUAUGAAAACUUCAUAACACUGGAAAAUAGCUUGAAACAAAAAGGGAAUAAAUCACAAAGGGAGGAGCUGGACUCCAUUCUCUUUCUUUUUGAAAAAAUAUUGCAACUACUACCUGAGAGGAUUUUUUAUCGAUGGCAUUUUCGCAGUAUAGGGUCGAUUCUGAAGAAACUUUUGCACACUGGCAAUUCUCUCAAGAUAAGAUGUGAAGGAAUCCGACUGUUUCUUCUCUGGCUUCAAGCGCUUCAGACUAACUGUGCAGAAGAGCAGAUAUUAAUAUUUGCAUGUCUUGUGCCUGGCUUCCCACCCAUUAUGUCCUCUCGAGGUCCCUGCACGCUAGAUAACCUCAUUAGUCCUCCUAAUUUGCCAGACGCCAAGAUUUUUCCAGAAGAAAUAACCCCACUUUUGCCAGCUGUCUCUGGAGAGAAAAUCGCUGAAGACCAAACGUGCUAUUUUCUCCAGCUGCUGUUAAAAUACAUGGUCAUUCAGGCUGCAAGUUUAGAGUGGAAGAAUAAGGAGAACCAAGACACUGGUUUUAAGUUUCUCUUUACCUUGUUUAGAAAAUACUACCUUCCUCACUUGUUUCCAUCUUUUACAAAGCUAACAAACAUCUACAAACCUGUUCUUGAUAUUCCUGACGUAAGGCCAAGGCCGGUGUACAUCACUGCAACACGAAACAAUGAAAGUGUCUAUAGCACAAAAAUCCCAUAUAUGGCAGCUCGAGUUGUUUUUAUUAAGUGGCUUGUUACCUUCUUUCUUGAAAAGAAAUACUUGACUGCUGUUCAGAGUACGAAAAACGGAGGAGAAAUGCUCCCUAAGAUUAUUCAGACUGUUGGUGCUGUAAACCAAGAUAAAAAUGUGGAGCUGGAGAGUGAUAUGUCUUAUGCAAGCGAGCAGGAGAGAAGCCACUCUAACAGCAGCACCUUGUCUGACAGAAGGCUCAGCAAUUCCAGCCUCUGCAGCAUCGAAGAGCAGCACCGGACUGUCUACGAGAUGGUGCAGAGAAUCCUCCUCUCCACUCGAGGAUAUGUUAACUUUGUUAAUGAGGUGUUUCGACAGGCUUUUUUAUUGCCACCUUCUGAUAUCUCUGCAACACGGAAAGUGGUUAAGGUGUAUCGGAAGUGGAUAUUGCAAGAGAAACCUGUGUUCAUGGAGGAGCCAGACAAAAAGGAAGACACUCAGGAUGCUGUAGUCAACUUAGAGGAUUCAUCAGUGCAGAUGGAUGGUAAACAUCUUACCUCUGACCAUUCGGGACAUAAGCGCUCAUCCAGCUGGGGCAGAACCUACUCCUUUACCAGUGCUGUUAACAGAGGCUGUAUAUUAGAAGAUGAGGACAAAAAUGUAAAAGCUGGUGCUCAAGCUGCAUUACAGGUAUUCUUGACAAACUCUGCGAAUGUGUUCUUACUGGAACCAUGCACUGAAGUCCCUGUGCUUCUGAAGGAGCAAGUAGAUGCUUGCAAAGCAGUCCUGAGUAUCUUUAGGCACAUGAUAAUGGAACUGUCAAUGAAUAAAAAGACAUGGGAACAGAUGUUGCAGAUACUCCUUAGAAUAACAGAGGCUGUGAUGCAGAAGCCAAAAGAAAGCCAAGUGAAGGAUACGUUCGCUCAGAGCAUGUCGGGGUUGCUGUUCCGAACCCUCAUUGUAGCUUGGAUCAGAGCCAACCUGAGUGUUUAUAUUUCUCGGGAGCUGUGGGAUGAGCUGCUCAGUGUUCUGUCUGCCCUGACGGACUGGGAGGAGCUCAUAAACGAGUGGGCCAAUAUCAUGGACUCUCUAACAGCGGUGCUGGCGAGAACCGUGUACGGGGUGGAAAUGACAAACUUACCCUUGGAUAAGCUCAGUGAACAGAAAGAAAAAAAGCAGCGAGGCAAAGGUGGCAUUUUAGAGCCUCAGAAGACAGCUGUAGUGGGAAGAUCUUUUUCAUUAAGCUGGAAAAGUCAUCCUGAAGUAGUGGAGCCAAUGAGAUUCAGAAGUGCCACAACUUCUGGAGCCCCAGGAGUUGAGAAAGCAAGAAAUAUCGUUCGUCAAAGAGCAACAGAAGUCGAAGAAUCUCAACAGCUGGAAAAUGCAACAGGGACAGAAGCUGUGGGCUUGUUUGCAGAUCAGGAACAGCAACUAACUCGAAGCAGCAGCACUUCAGAUAUUACAGAUCAGUUUCCAUCUGACUUUUUUCAAGGUAAAAAGGCUGGAAGUUCUCAUAAUUUAACUUCUUCAGACUCCAGAUCAGUUCAGGAAAAUAAGGGAUGUUCAAAGAAGGAACAUGAAGCCGAGCAAGUACUAAUACGAAGAAGUAGUAGUACAGCUGAAUUGGAUCUGAAGGCAGACCUGCAGCAGUCCCAUGGAAACUACAGAGAGAGAGAAAAAAGUGAAAGCGUUAGCAGCGACACCUCCAUUGGCUAUAAUAACGAGGUAGAGAUUGCGCUCAUACCCUGGCAAGCUUCUGAAGAUGAUCAGGAAGUUCAUGCCUCAGCAGAUGUUUGUGUGGAUCCUGAUGCACCUCCCUGGCUUCAGCUUAGUCCUUCAGAUACUGCAAAUUUAACAGACAGUAGUGAAUUCCUUGCUGAUGACUGCAGUAUAAUUGCUGGGGGAAGCCUCAUCGGCUGGCAUCCUGAUUCUGCUGCUGUGUUAUGGAGGAGAAUCUUGGGAAUUCUUGGCGAUGUUAACAAUAUACAGUCACCUAAAAUCCAUGCAAAAGUGUUUGGGUAUCUUUAUGAAUUGUGGUACAAACUCGCAAAGAUACGGGACAACCUCGCCAUAAGUGUGGACAAUCAGUCUACCCCCUCUCCUCCUGUCUUAAUUCCUCCUCUCAGAAUCUUUGCGUCAUGGCUGUUCAAGGCAACCACUCUGCCAAAUGAAUAUAAGGAAGGCAAACUUCAGGCAUACAGGCUGAUCUGUGCUAUGAUGACCAGGCGGCAAGAUGUGCUACCAAACUCUGAUUUCCUGGUUCACUUUUACUUUGUGAUGCACCUUGGCUUAACAAGUGAAGACCAGGAUAUCCUAAAUACAGUCAUAAAGCACUGCCCACCUUGGUUUUUCUUCCUGGCCUUACCUGGCUUUACGAUGCUGAUAGGAGACUUCAUCACAGCAGCAGCUCGUGUCCUGAGCACAGACACACUGGAGGCUCCCCGUUCAGAAGCUCACACCAUCCUUGGCUCUCUUGUUUGCUUUCCAAAUAUCUACCAGGAAAUCCCACUGCUGCGGCCCAUUUCAGAAGCUGGCGAGAUCGUGGCAGGAACUGCAGAUGUGAAGUGUUACCUCAUAAAUAUUUUACUGAAGAAUGCCACAGAGGAGCCAAGUGAAGCUGCAAGAUGCAUAGCUAUUUGUAGCCUUGGAGUUUGGAUAUGUGAAGAACUAACACAGUGCACAAACCACCCCCAAGUGAAGGAAGCGAUCAACGUCAUAGGUGUGACGCUGAAGUUUCCUAAUAAACUGGUAGCUCAGGUAGCCUGUGACGUUCUUCAGCUGCUGGUUUCUUACUGGCAAAAGCUUCAGAAGUACGAAUCAUCUCUAUCCAGAAAAAUUACUGAGAUCCUUGUGGCCACUAUUGCAUUUCUUUUGCCAAGUGCUGAAUACUCAUCAGUGGAAGCAGAUAAAAAGUUCAUAGUUUCACUGCUGCUUUGCUUAUUGGAUUGGUGUAUGGCAUUACCCAUGAAAAUGCUGCUGGAGCCAGCAUCUGCUGGUGUUCUUGAGGAUCAACAUGCGUCCAAAGCUCCUUUGCUGGACUAUAUUUACAGAGUUCUGCACUGUUGUGUGAAUGGCUCCAGCACAUAUACUCAGCAAAGCCACUAUGUGCUGAGUCUGGCGGAUCUCUCGUCCAGUGAUUACGACCCGUUUUUGCCACUGGGGAAUGUCAAGAGCUCUGAGCCAGCCCAGUGCCACUCCUCCACGGAUCUGGGCAACCUGCUCACUGUCGCUGAGGAGAAGAGGAGGAGGAAUUUGGAGUUGAUACCCCUGACGGCACGGAUGGUGAUGACUCACCUGGUGAAUCACCUGAGCCACUACCCGCUCAGCGGGGGCCCUGCCAUUCUGCACAGUCUCCUCAGCGAGAACCACGACAACUCCUACGUGGACUCCUCUGAGCUGUCCUCCGACGUCUUCCGCAGCCCCAACCUCCAGCUCUUCGUGUUCAACGACAGUACCCUCAUAUCUUACCUCCAGAUCCCCGCAGAGAAGAGGGCGGACGCUGAGGGAGCAGCCCCCUCGGACGUCAGGGUGAUUGUCAGAGAUAUCUCAGGGAAGUACUCUUGGGAUGGCAGGAUAUUGUACGGGCCUUUGGAGGGCUGCCUUCCACGGCAGAGCACAGCCAACACGUUUGAAAUCUCAGGCAACCCUGGGCACCACUUCAGUUCCCACACAGACAUUUCUCAGGUGGAAGAAGGAGAAGACGCUCUAGACCAGCUGCUGGAAAGGAUUGGUAACACCAGUCCCGAGUGCCUGCUGCAUCCCCAGCGAAGGCUGAACGAGCCGGCGCCGCCGCCCUUCGGUAUGAGCUGCGACGAAGAGGAUGCCAUCACCGAGGCCCUGCUGAGGCAGAGCGCCCAGGAAAAAGAGUAUAUCUUGAAGUCCAGCUCAGACUUGAGUAUGAAGGUGGCCUGUCAAGAAGAACCACGUCCUGCUGAACCUCAAGCGUCCUUUUAUUUCUGUCGGCUGUUGCUAAACGACUUGGGAAUGAACUCCUGGGACAGAAGGAAAAGCUUUCACCUUCUUAAGAAAAACUCAAAAUUACUGAGAGAGCUGAAGAACCUGGAUUCCCGCCAAUGCCGUGAGACACACAAGAUCGCAGUGUUUUACAUCGCAGAAGGGCAGGAGGACAAGUGUUCAAUACUGUCCAAUGCAAGGGGAAGCCAGGCCUAUGAAGAUUUUGUUGCUGGACUGGGCUGGGAGGUUGAUCUUUCCACGCACGGCGGGUUUAUGGGUGGCCUGCAGCGCAAUGGCAGCACAGGACAAACGGCACCCUACUAUGCUACCUCUACUGUGGAAAUCAUUUUUCAUGUGUCUACAAGAAUGCCAUCAGAUUCAGAUGAUUCCCUGACCAAAAAGCUCCGUCACUUGGGAAAUGACGAGGUUCACAUCGUCUGGUCUGAGCACACCAGGAACUACCGCAGAGGCAUUAUACCCACGGACUUCGGAGAUGUUUUAAUUGUUAUUUACCCGAUGAAGAAUCACAUGUUUUUCAUAGAAAUAAUGAAGAAGCCGGAGGUGCCAUUUUUUGGUCCUCUCUUUGAUGGAGCGAUUGUGACUGCAAAGCUGCUGCCAAGCCUCAUAUGUGCCACGUGCAUCAACGCCAGCAGAGCUGUCAAGUCACUCAUCCCUCUUUACCAGAGCUUCUACGAGGAGAGAGCUCUGUACCUCGAAGCAAUAAUCCAGAACCACAAAGAAGUCACCACGUUUGAGGAUUUUGCCGCUCAGGUCUUCUCUCCCUCUCCCAGCUACUCCCUCGGAGGAACUGGCUGCCUCACCACAAGUGCCAGCGCUGACCUGAGCGGCACCAUCGGGACAGAGCUGCCGGGCCAGACCUCGCCCAUGCUGCCGCCCGCCUGCAGGAGCCGUGUCCCUGGGAAGCUGCGCCGCUCCGCCAGCGCGCUCAGCAAAGCCUCCAGCUGAGCGCAGCCGCCGCCGGCCCCAGGAACGCAGCACGCCCGGGAGGGACACACGCGUCGUUUGCUGCCUCUCCGGGCCGUGCCGCUGAGGCCCAGCUGGCGCUGCCAGGGCUGGGCGACCGUGUGGCCACCACGCGCUGUGCCCGCCGCAGCUCUCCGGGCUGGCGGCGCGGGGCUGAGGGCAGCACGCACCACACGAGCCAGUGCCGAGACCACUUAUUUACUGUUACUCUAGAGCCUCGCUUUUAGUCAUUCCAGCCGACACUUCGCCGGGCACCGGGGAGUUCUGUGUAACAGAGGUUUCCGUAUGAGCAGUCACGUAACGAGCGUUCCAUCCUCGGGAAUGCCAGAGGUGCUUUCCAGGGGGUGUCUGCACCAGCUCCCCGCCAGUCCCUCUGGUCGUCCAGCGCCCGUUCUGGGUCAGUAACCGGCACCUGGAAUGCAGGAGGGCACUGUCAGCUUCACACAGUGCCAGCACCCGCGGGAGCGUCCCUGCAGUCACGGCACUUUGUUCGAGGUCGCCCGUCACCAUCCCGUGUGUCAGUCCCGAAGCCCAGCGCUCGAUCCCAUGGAGCGGGGCAGAGGACGAGGCCCCUCUCCUGGGCGGCAGUGGGGGCCGGAGCCAGCACCGCUCGGCAGCUCCUGCGCCUGCCGGCCCGGCCGUUCCCCGCCAGCGCCUGGCGCUUGUGCCUGAUGGAAGCCCCUCUCAGCUCUGCCUUGGGCCACGCACUGUGAACCCCCCACUGCAGGAACACACAGAACCAAACACCUUUCUGAAGAGCUGCACAUCUGCUGCCACUGCUGCUCACCACGGCUUGACUCGUUACACACCCCACCCUGCCACAACCCUGCCACAACGCCUGCACCCAGGCGUCUUGAGGUACAAUACAAUAAGUCUGAAGGCUUUGGAGGCCGUGCAGUGUCCUCCUGGCACUUCGUGUAGUAAGCAGAUCUUAUCUUUUCCAUAGGAAAUGUAUUUCAGUCAUGUGAAUCAUAGUUUUCUAGGGGUGGUAACUUUUUAUAGCUAAAAACUCCUGUACUGUAAGAGCAGAAGAAAUCCGAGGGACAUGCUGCUGCUGCUGGGUGGGAUGAGAGUGGCUGGAAAGCCCCUGUGCUGGGGGCUGCAGUGGGGGGGAGCUGAGCCACCGGCCGUCCUGGCUGUGGGGGCGAGGAGCUGGCUGCACAGCAGCCAGUGCUGUGUUAGCUCUGUCCUGUGGGUGUUUUGCCUGUUCUCAUGCAUGGUGUCAGACCCCCCAUCCUUCCUCAGGUCUGGGCGUAUUGCUGCUGCUUCUCCUGGUUUUCUGUUUGUUUCACUGCUCAGUAUCCAGCUCCCACCUCUCAGCCCAGUGUGACUGGGGUGAGGUGAAGGGGUUUCUGGUGCAGCCAAGUGCACCUCUGGGCCACCACUUCAUUAGUGUUUUGCACUUGUCCCUGGGGGCUGCGGUGAGCGAGUGUCUGCAGGCAGGGAGUGCUGCUCCAUGGGCACUGCCAGUGAGGCUGAGGCAGCGCUGGGCACCCCGGGGGCUGCCAGCCCUCCUGGAUGUGCCUCCGUGGCUGCAUGGCCUGGCCGCCCUCCUGUUUCUGCCCCACGGUUUGGGUUUGUCUUCUGCUGACUGUGUGUUGCUGAAUGAAAUUGAAAGAUAAACCACAUCCUUUAUUGUGUUCCCAGGACUGGGCAGGUGAGGCUGCCUUGUUGUCAGUUAUCCAGUAACGGGCUGAAGUGAUUUCAAAGGCAUUCCUCUGAAUCACCUGGGACGCUGCUCCUCGAGCAAUACGCAGCUCUGGUUCAGGGAGGGAUUAAAACACCGAUGCAAAAUGAAUUUUCCUGAUGUGAAAACCCUAAAGAUACGGAUUUGUACAACUUGGUCAGUGGUUUUGCAUGACAAAGCUGCUCCGUUAGCCCUCACACACCUCCCUCCCCUUCAGCAGGUGCUGGGAAUGUGGGGGCCCCCAGCCCCAGCCCUUCCUGCCACGCUGCCACCAACUGUGGGCUGAAAGGAAAGAAUGAUGGGGUUUGUUGGGCUCAAUUCUGCCCAGCUACUACUGAAAAUUGUGUGUCCAAGGAACAGCUUUGUGGCAAAAUAAGAGGUUUUCAGCCUCUGAGUCCAAAGAAUAAAAG